Molecule: messenger RNA, 685 nt
Organism: Calliphora vicina (urban bluebottle blowfly)
Lineage: Eukaryota; Metazoa; Arthropoda; Insecta; Diptera; Calliphoridae
Gene: fln
Product: flightin
Exons: 4
Coding region: 42-557 (171 amino acids)
Source: RefSeq, a predicted model, not a curated record
CUUCAAAUAAGACGUUCGUUGGACUAAAUAAUAAAAUAGAUAUGGGUGAUGAAGAAGAUCCAUGGGCAAUCGAUGAGUCGACAGAAACAAAUGAACCUCAGACGGAAACAUCACAACAAGAUACAUUAGCUAGUCAAACAGAAGGGGUUACAUCUGAUCAAACGGACAAUAAAGAAAACGCAGAAGAUGAUUUGGCACCACCACCACCACCUCCAGAAGAUGAUGGUUAUAGAAAACCGGUUCAAUUGUAUAGACAUUGGGUUAGGCCAAAAUUCCUCCAAUACAAAUACAUGUAUAACUAUAGAACAAAUUAUUAUGAUGAUGUUAUUGAUUACUUAGAUAAAAAACAAGUUGGAGUACCAAGAGAUAUACCAAGAGCUCAAACUUGGGCGGAACGUGUUUUAAGAACCAGUUAUUCCAGCGGACGAGGUUUUGACUCAUACGAAUCAUCAAUAAAAAGAGACAAGCACCUGAUUCAAACUUUAGCUGCAUCUAUUCGGCCUCACAAUUAUCAUACAAAAGCCUAUAUCAAUCAAAAGUAUGCAAAAGUUCUUUAAUAACUUGAAGUGGCAGUAUUUAUUAGAACAAUUUAAAUAUAAGGUGUAACUCAAUAUGUACGAAUUUAUGUCUUUAUCUGGAAACUCAUAUUAUGAAUAAAUAUUGAUAAAAAGUAUUCUAAAGUAAA